Messenger RNA from Penicillium subrubescens, 2514 nucleotides. RefSeq lists its product as uncharacterized. NCBI's taxonomy places the organism in Eukaryota, Fungi, Ascomycota, Eurotiomycetes, Eurotiales, Aspergillaceae. Bases 1 to 2514 code for a protein of 837 amino acids. The record is from RefSeq and is a predicted model, not a curated record. The transcript has 2 exons.
AUGGCCGAGUCGCGGGAGUCAAAACACUCGCUUUUGCCCUCGGAGGAAGACUUGGUCACUGCGAAACCACAGCGCUCGUGGAACCCACUCGGCGGUCGCGCCUCUAUCAGCAGCGAGUACGCCUAUCUUCCGCCACCCUCCACACAUGAAAGCUUCUCGGAGGAAGUGUUUCGUGAGGUGGGAUUGGGUAUCACGGACCCCUCCGGCGACACGCUGCCUACCCAAAGCAGACGCGAUUCAGUCUCGAGUGCUGAGAGCGAGACUACUACAACCACUCCAGGUUUCUUGAAAACGCCUCAAGGAACCCCAGCUAUCUUACAUUCACACCAUGAACCGGGAAAUUGCCCGACUCGAGCGACGGUCCUUCAAAGCCGAUUCUCGUGGGUCCCGGUGACUAUCUUCGUUCUGGCUUUCUACGCGACUGUUUUCUCUGGCAUAUACCUCGCCAUCGCGAUUCGGAAGCCGAGGUGGAACAAUGUCAGCAGUGAUGGAUCCCUGGCCCCUUCGACGGCUAAUUUGCUGUGCGCGUUCUUUGCCAAAACGAUUGAACUGGCCUAUGUUACGAUAUGUGUCGCAUUCUUAGGCCAGGUUUUGAGCCGGCGGGCCUUGAUGAAGGAUUCGCGGGGAAUCAGCAUAUCGGACAUGAACAUGAGAGCAUGGAUCAUGCAGCCCGGAUCAAUGAUCGUGCAUUGGGAGGCCCUUCGGUACUCGGCUUUGACUUUCUUGGGCGCUAUCGCGUUGGUUGCAACCUUUGUGGCAAUGCUCUACACAACGGCAGCUGAAGCUUUGGUAUCACCAAAACUCUCGAUGGGCCCGAAAGUGAACACCAUUCUUUCGGGUAAGGUGUACACCAGCUUUGGCAACGUUGAAUAUCUUUCGUUGAACUGCAAAAGCCCAAUACCACAAUCAAUGGACCCCUGGGCCCGCAACGAGACCUGCCUGCAAAUGGUUCACGUCGGUCAAGCAUACCACAACUAUGAGCAGUGGAUCACUGCAUGGACAAAUUUCAUAGGCAGUGGGAACGACACGUCGAAUCGUCUGGACUCCCGGCCAAAGCCAACCGGCUCGAUGUGGGACAAUACCACCAUUACAGGCAGCUGGAUUGAAACGAUGAACCUGACCGACCUUUCUCAGAAGCAUGGCCGUAUGGUCAACAAUAUCACAAUGGCAAUGCCACAUGGCGGAAUACCUAUUGCGGCUAUGGAUGAGAAUAAUGAUAUCCGCCAACCACAGGAUGCUUCGGGCGAGGGGAAAUACAGUCUGGAGGCCUCAGUGCCAUCACCCGCGGUCAACGUUCUCUGUGUAGGCAUGAAUAAAUCCGAGCUCUCACCCUUGAUCUACUCUACAUGGCCAAAUGUGCAAUUCAAUGCCACAACAUGGAGUGCUACACCACCAGACGACAUUCCUCGAACCCCAUCCUGGCUCAACCGCACCGUCGUCGAUGACAUCUUCGGAUUUGGCGAGAAAUAUGGCCAGCGGCCUCCCAUCUUCGGCACGUAUCCGGGAUCCAACAAUACAAUCUUGAACACGACCGGUCUCUGGCCAGCGAAUUCACUUUACCUGCUCGGCAAACCAAGCGUGUCGCAUCCUGAAUAUGUACUCUGUGCCAUUCGUGCCAAACAGACUGGAGUAUGCUCAACACGCUAUGUUGCAGCGUCCAGCGGAGCAUUCCUCAACUCUAAUUGUGAGAAUAGCACGAAUCUUCUUCAGUACAGCCGCAAGCAAAAAGACUUCGUUGAAGGUGUCUGGCAAGCGGACUGGAAGAAUGUUGCCAGCGAAUGGGCAAACUCGCUCAGUCUAGGCUCGGGCAUUACCAACGCGCAAGCUAGCAACGAGCGUCUACUCAUGCAAAUGAUGCCCGCAUACGACUCGCAAACCAAAACGUAUUCUCUGAAUCCAUCCCUUCCUUCCAUCGGUGAAGCUCUGGCCGUAAUGGCCGGCAGCACCCUCGUCCUUUCCUCCCAAAACGCUCCCUUCAUCCACGACUUCAAUUACACUGUUCCCGAUGACAUUCUCCCCGAACCGGUCUAUCAAUACUUCCCAGCCUCUCUGCAAGAAGUAGGAUACGCUUCAGGCGGUACCGAGCGCUGGCAGGGGGUGUUCUACGUGAUUCUCGUCUUCGCCUUCCUGACCUCUUUCAUUUGUCUGGGUUUCGUCAUCUUCGAAGCGCGCGGCCAUCAAAUCACAGACUUCACCGAGCCGCAGAACCUGUUCGUGAUCGCUGUGAAUAGCCCUCAGUCUUCGCAGUUGCAAGGGGCGUGUGGAGGUGGUCCUGUCGGCCGACAAAUGAAGGAGAGAUGGUAUAUUGGUAUGGACGAGGCUGAUGCGCACUAUUACAUUCGAGCCAAAAAGGAUGGACAGACCCCGUACACGGAGGCUCGAUCUACGGCGUAUCAAGGGCCUGAACAGAUGGAGGUUGAGGAUGGGAGUGGGAGUAUGAAGGCAAUUAGUCCGGCGAUUGAUGAAUUUCGUCGGGUCUCGAAGCGAUCUUCUUUUUUGGCGAAACUCUACUAA